AUGAAGGGCAUCGUCGCCGCCGCCGCCACCGACUCGGCGUCACGGAAACCCGUCCCCUCGACAACGCCGAAAACCAAAUAUGCCGUGCCGGGCUGCAACACCCUCUCCUUGGUCCUCACGCUCCUCCGCGAAAACAAGCAGGCCAAGCUGGCUGUGCGGUACUGGGAGCUCUUUGUCUACUACUACGGCCUCAAGCCCGACUCGGACAACUGGCACCAGCUCCUCCGCAUCUACGAGCGCAACGGGUCGAGCCGCGACGCCGCCAAGGCGGUGCAGAACCUUCCCGACGAGUCGACGCUGCCCAUCAUGUACCGCCGCGCCCUCUCGGCUUGCAUCAACGACAACAUGAACAAGAACGCCUUUGAGAACGCAAACGUCGUCCUGGACAAGAUGACGUCGCACGCCGCCGCCUCCAAGGGGGCGACGCCGCUCGACGUGCGCGCCCUCCACGUGUACCUCAAGGUCGGCAUGAUGUCCCACUUCCACUUCCGCCAGAUGGCCAAGGAGGGCAAGCUCGAGGAGGCGAAGCGCGCGUACGGCGAGCAGCUCGCCGCCGCGGUGAACAAGCUCUGGGCGCCCUUCACGUCCGCAAAGGACGCGGUGCUCAAGCCCAAGUCCCAGACGGGAGGCAAGCCGUCGUCCAAGGCGCCGAGGAGGCGCGACGCGGCGGUCGAGGAGCUGGUCGAGCUCGCCCGCAAGAUGAUUGGCGCCGUCGACAAGGUCGUCAACGAGAACAGGCUCGCCGACGACGAGGCCGUCGAGCAGCUCAAGCAGAAGCGCAACGACCUCAACCGCUUCGUAGUCGAGUUCACCGACCCGAACCAGCAGAAGGAGGACCCCGUCGCGGAUGAUGCGUUCAUGGAUCGUGGCGAGGGCAAGAUGUGGGAGAUUUGA
This is a messenger RNA of Colletotrichum spaethianum, 894 nucleotides long. RefSeq lists its product as uncharacterized. NCBI's taxonomy places the organism in Eukaryota, Fungi, Ascomycota, Sordariomycetes, Glomerellales, Glomerellaceae. The transcript has a single exon. The record is from RefSeq and is a predicted model, not a curated record. Gene Ontology annotation, molecular function: protein binding. Bases 1 to 894 code for a protein of 297 amino acids.